Molecule: messenger RNA, 3565 nt
Organism: Hyla sarda
Lineage: Eukaryota; Metazoa; Chordata; Amphibia; Anura; Hylidae
Gene: OXR1
Product: oxidation resistance 1
Exons: 16
Coding region: 136-2826 (896 amino acids)
Biological process (GO): response to oxidative stress
Cellular component (GO): nucleus
Source: RefSeq, a predicted model, not a curated record
AGAAUCCAGAUUACCCCUCCUUGCUGCAAUAGUCUUGGUAGUUCCCAGUCUGAGAAGGUCAGAAAAACUGAGCAUGUCUAGAUGGUGUGCACUGUGGAGCCAGGAUGCACUUGCUGAUGAUACAAUAAACAUCCAAUGCAAAAGUCCUUGAGCGAGCUGUCAAUGUGCAUUGCUGAACAGGCUGGGACUGUGUGUGAGAGACAUUACCUUCUGCUUCCUAACCAGUUAAAGAGAAAGUCCCAGUCGGUGGACAUUGCCUCACCGGGGUAUAAUCCUAUGACCGAUACACCACCACAAGCAAGUAGACCAUCGCUGAUCAAUAAGUCGAUCUCUGAAGAAGAGCACAAUACUGCAAAUACUCAAAAACGCCAUCCAAGAAGAGGAGAACUAAAGAGGGGCUACACCAUUGAUACCGGCCAGAAAAAGACCCUGGAGAAGAAAGAUGGGCGACGAAUGUCCUUCCAAAAGCCAAAGGGAACCAUGGAGUACACGGUUGAAUCCAGAGAUUCCUUUAAUAGCAUCGCUCUGAAGUUUGAUAUUACACCCAAUGAACUAGUGCAAUUAAAUAAGCUGUUUUCCAGAGCAGUUGUACCUGGGCAGCUUUUAUAUGUACCAGAUCCGGACUACAUCUCCAGUGUGGAAAGCUCCCCAUCACUCAGUCCCAUAAGUCCUCUGUCUCCAACCUCCUCAGAAGUUGAGUUUGAGAAAAAUUCAGAUCAUGAUCACAGUCACCACAAAGAAUCCACAUCCUCCCCAGCUUAUUCUUCUGUCCGGCAAUCUAGGGUUGUGUCUUCCACAUCGGAGGAAGAAGAAGCCUUCACUGAGAAGUUUCUAAAAAUUAACUGCAAGUACAUAACUGAUGGAAAGGGAACAGUUAGUGGUGUUCUCCUGGUGACACCAAAUAACAUAAUGUUUGACCCUCACAAGACUGAUCCUCUGGUUCAAGAGAAUGGCUGUGAAGAGUAUGGCAUCAUGUGCCCGAUGGAGGAGGUGACCUCUGCGGCUAUGUACAAAGAAAUAGUUAAUAGUAAAUUGAAGGAUUCCCUCCCUGUAGACAUUGAGCAGCUGUCCUGUAUGCCAGAUUUCUGCCACAUUAAGAAGAUUUCACAGGGAAAUGCACAUGAAUUAGAUAAAAUGUGGGACACAGGAAAUGACAGUGCCAGCACAGCCCCCCGCAGCACAGAGGAGUCUCUUUCCGAGGAUGUGUUCACAGAAUCAGAGCUUUCCCCAAUACACGAGGAACUCCAUUCCUCCGAUGAGCUACAGCAAGACAAAUCUUCAGGCGCAUCCUCUGAAUCUGUAAAGACGAUCAACCAAACUCUUACAGAAAGUUGCCUGACAAACACUUCAGACUCCACAGACGCUGCUCCCGAUUCCAGAGAUGGCCCCGAACCUUCUGCCAAUGACAGUGGAAUUGUUAGCAAUGCCAAUGAUUUAGAAAAGAGUGAUGCUUCUCUAAAGGUAGUUGAAGACUUAGAUAAAAAUCAUGCAGAAUCUUCUGCAGAACAAGGCAGCAAUGAGCCGGGUGACCCAGAGAGUCUGGACGGCACAUGCACAGUGCAGCUAUUAGACAGCGAGGGUGAAAACAGGGACCAAAGUGUUGAGGGUCAUGAAGAUGAUAUGACCAAAAAUGAAAAUGAUCAAACCAGUCCGGGUGCUCCUGUAAAACAGGCUUCUGGUGAAUCUGAAACUGAAGUGGAGGAACUGCGGAAACUCUGGAAGAAUCUGACUAUGCAACAAGCCAAACAGCAGAGGGAUGACUUGCAGCAUGCCACUCACAAAGAGGUCCGGCCAAAGGCGGGAAGCACAGAAUCUGCUGUAGAAGGUGUAUAUUCUGCUAUUGCCAAAGAAAAGCGAAGGCACAGAUCUCACAGAUAUUUGUGUCUAAGAGUUGGGAAGCCAAUGAGAAAAACGUUUGUGUCUCAAGCCAGUGCAUCAAUGCAGCAGUACGCACAGCGGGACAAGCUGGAAUACUGGUUUGCUGUUCCCCAUGAAAGAACGGACCAUCUUUACUCCUUUUUCAUUCAGUGGAGCCCUUCUAUUUAUGCUGAAGAAAUCGGAGAAUGCUCAAGAGAGCCAGGAUUUGUGGUAAUGAAAAGGAACGAAGAACCGGAGAGCUCUGAGGGGUCCUCCAAUGAUUCCCCCACAAGAUUAUGGGAGGUAGUAUCAGUGGCUGAGUACCACCGCAGGAUCGAUGCGCUAAAUACUGAAGAACUGCGUACUCUCUGCAGACGUCUCAAGAUUACAACAAGAGAAGACGUCAACUCCAAGCAAACUACAAGCAUCAAGACGGAUCUGGAACCGGAAACGUUCAGACCCAACCUCAGUGACCCCAGUCAGCUUCUGCAAGUGGACCAGAUAGAGAAGCUGACAAAGCACCUCCCGCCCCGGACAAUCGGCUAUCCAUGGACACUUGUGUACAGUACUGCAAAACAUGGAAUGAGUCUGAAGACUCUCUACAGGACAAUGCUGGGGUUAGACACUCCAGUGCUCUUGGUGAUAAAAGACAGUGAUUCACAGACUUUUGGAGCAUUGGCAUCUGAACCGUUUAAAAUAAGCGAUUGCUUCUAUGGCACUGGGGAAACUUUCCUGUUUACUUUCUGUCCAGAUUUUCAGGUCUUUAAAUGGACGGGUGAUAAUAUGUUCUUCAUCAAAGGAGAUAUGGAUGCACUAGCAUUUGGAGGAGGAGGAGGAGAAUUUGCCCUGUGGCUGGACGGAGAUCUUUACCAUGGGAGAAGUCACUCGUGUAAAACAUUCGGAAACUCUAUCCUUUCUAAGAAAGAAGAUUUCAUUAUUCAAGACAUUGAGAUUUGGGCAUUUGAGUAAAUAAUGUACAUAAACCCCGCGACUAAUAUCUCCUUUGCCCCUUUACCCCCCCCCCUGUACAGAAAGAGACUCUGUGUCCCGCGGCUUACUAAUAUAUACCCUUUUAAUAUAUUUGUAUUUUUGUUAAUAUUUAACCAUAGUUACUUUUUAUUUUCGGUAGCUAUAUCUAUUUUCAGACCUGAAUAUUGGGUGAAGCUGUAACUGUACGUUCCGAUGAAUGUUGUAGUUUUUUUCCGUCGCUCCCUCAGUCAUCUACUCCAGUCUAAUAGAAGUUGCACAUAUCAAACGCAAAACGUCAGCAUCGCCAUGGAACAAGGCGCAGAUAUCCAGGGAGACAACUCUGAGCUCUAAGUAUUUCAAGGAAAGGUCUUCCUUUCUAACCAUGCAUGUAAGAUAAAGAAUGAGGUAUGCAAUAGUUUUUUAGUAAACGUUUCCCUCUGUAUUAUGUCUAUAGCUUCUAUGCAGACAUGUGUUUCCGUGUUAACUUCAUGCUGUUAAUUAGGCUACAUUCACAUUACAUUUUCGGCGCUCCAUCUGGCUAUAUGUUUGAAUCCUGUAAAAAAAAAUUAAAAAAAUGCCAACAGGCUCAAAGACUUUAGUUGGCUGAGCCUAGUGUAAGUGUGACUAUGUUUUGUUUUAGUUUCCUGAAUGUAUAUGCUUUCUCAGAAAUGUGUUCAACCUAGUUUUGAAGUCACGCACACACAGUUUAUACCAGUUUUUCCCAACCAGUGUGCCUCCA